Molecule: messenger RNA, 708 nt
Organism: Batrachochytrium dendrobatidis JAM81
Lineage: Eukaryota; Fungi; Chytridiomycota; Chytridiomycetes; Rhizophydiales
Exons: 5
Coding region: 1-708 (235 amino acids)
Source: RefSeq, a predicted model, not a curated record
AUGGAUGAGUCGCUGUGGGAAUCUGGAAUGUCGCUGGUGCAAGGACAGCUCACUGAUUGCAUUGAGCUUAUCCGUGAACGGAAUAGAGCAGUUUCUCUGCACAUGUCAGUCGAGUUGUUGGAUCAUCGCAUAUCAUCAUGCAUGUCUAAAGUACGUCAGAGUUUGGCCAUUGAAGAACAGAAGUUGUCUGAUGCUGAAAGCAACCGGAAUAUACCUACUUCAGAGCUGAAGAAAUGGGAACAGGCAGUACUGGCUGCUAGUCAGCAAGUCGAUCGCUUGGAAACUCCUACCAAGACCGAUACAACCCCACCAAGAAAACCACUUGGUAAUAUAGCUAAUACUCCAGAAAGAAACUCUGGGAAAUCUUCAGUUCGACAAAUACCAGGAUACAAGGCAUUUGUAAAUGUGGAGGACAACACCGAACAUGCAGACUUGGACAAUAGUGAAUUACUUCAACUGCACUCGAGAAUUAUCGAACAACAAGACUCACACUUGGAUGGACUAAGCGAAACGAUCGCACGACAGAAACAGAUGGGUCAACUGAUUAGCAAUGAGUUGGAUAUGCAUGUCGAUUUAUUGGAUGAAACAGAGCAAGUGGUUGAUUCAACUCAUGCACGACUCAAUACAGCAGCAACACGAUUAGGACGAGUCAUGGAAGAUCAUGCAAGCAACUCGCAAGGUAUUGACUUUGUUGGUUUCCAAAACUGA